Hemiscyllium ocellatum (epaulette shark) is the source of this 1439-nucleotide messenger RNA. RefSeq names its product SYF2 pre-mRNA-splicing factor (gene syf2). The coding region runs from base 22 to 738 and encodes 238 amino acids. The transcript has 7 exons. Gene Ontology annotation, cellular component: catalytic step 2 spliceosome; Prp19 complex; post-mRNA release spliceosomal complex. NCBI's taxonomy places the organism in Eukaryota, Metazoa, Chordata, Chondrichthyes, Orectolobiformes, Hemiscylliidae. The record is from RefSeq and is a predicted model, not a curated record.
GGCGGCGGCGGCGAAAGGAAGAUGGCGGCGGAUAGCGAGGUCCAGGACAUUCCUUGCAGCAGUGGAGAGCCUACAAUUUCAGCAGCAGAGAAACGGGAGGAAAGACUGAAGAGAUUCAGAGAUCUGCAUCUUAAGCGGAAUGAAUCUCGGAAAUUGAAUCAUCAGGCAGUGGCAGAGGAGGACAGAAUCCUGAAAUUACCAGCUAACUGGGAGUCUAAAAAAGCACGAUUGGAAUGGGAGCUGAAAGUGGAAGAGAAAAAAAAGGAGUGUCUGGAGAAGGGAGAAAAUUAUGAACGAGUUAAGCUGUUGGAAAUAAGUGCUGAUGAUGCAGAGCGAUGGGAAAGAAAGAAAAAAAAGAAAAAUUCCGAUCCAGGUUUUUCAGACUUUGCAGCUGCUCAGUUCCGCCAAUAUCAGAGAUUAGUGAAGCAGAUUAAACCAGACUUGGAGGCAUAUGACAAGCAGAAGGAUGAUGCUGGGGAGGAGUUCUACGCAACUGCAAACAGUCUAAUCCAUGGAACUCAUGUUCCAUCCCAAGCAGGUGUGGACAGGCUGGUGGCAGAUGUUGAAAAGCAAAUUGAGAAGCGUGCCAAAUACAGCAGACGUCGUCGUUACAAUGAUGAUGCUGACAUUGACUAUAUUAAUGAGAGGAAUGCCAAUUUUAACAAGAAGGCAGAACGAUUCUAUGGAAAAUACACUGCAGAAAUCAAGCAGAAUUUGGAGAGAGGAACUGCUGUCUGACAUGUUUUCUGAAAAGAUUCAAAUUGCUUACGCUUGUAUGCCAUGUAGAGAUUAUGAUUUUAUCCUGGACUGAUGUACAAAUUCAACCUUUUACUGGUGUUACAAAAUAUUUAAUGCAAUGAACAUCACUCGUGAUCUCUAACAGACAAUCUGUAUGUCAUAUCAUUUACUGGAAUAUGCUUUUCUAAUGACUGCCAAUGUUUAUAGUGUCAUCCUAGAUUAUGUCGCCAUGCAGAGUGUUUUUUGUAACUUGUUUUGGACUACCAAGCAAUUAAGAUUGUUUGAUUUUUGUUAUCUAUUCGUUAUUCAAAAGGAAUUUGGUAUGAUGUCAAAGAUGAUUUUGUCAAAGUCUUAGUCAUUUUUUGCUUCUUAUGAAGAUUGAGGAUACAUUGUUGAAUAAAGUUUGCUUUUAUCAGUCAUGAAACUACUUUAAUUGCAAACAUUGACAAAAUAUUGGUGAAUACAAAUGUAAAGCUUCUGUAAAUAUAUUCAACAGAAAACAAUUGUCACUGGACACCACUCUCUGCUGUCGAAAAUUUGCUUUUCUGUAAACUUUAUUCAAUGUAAAUAUCCUUGUAAUAGUGUAUGGAUAAGUUGUACAGAUUAAAUAAGCUUCACAUUAACUUAGUACAUGUUCCUAAGUUAUUUUCAAAUUUUGAAAGGGAUUCAAAUAAACUUUCUAUCGAGUUCUUUGGAAGAGA